Messenger RNA from Acanthopagrus latus (yellowfin seabream), 743 nucleotides. Its product is annotated as THAP domain-containing protein 6-like. The transcript has 3 exons. NCBI's taxonomy places the organism in Eukaryota, Metazoa, Chordata, Actinopteri, Spariformes, Sparidae. The record is from RefSeq and is a predicted model, not a curated record. The coding region runs from base 281 to 700 and encodes 139 amino acids.
GUUGUGUGUAUGGUACAUGCUAGGCACAUUUUCAGAAACUGGAGGUUCUCAGCUUUCAAGUGAAGUAUCAUACAUCCAUCUGGGACUUGUAGUUGUUGUGUUAUAAGCUUUUCCAUUUGGGUAUGCUAAUUAGGCGAAAAUUACCUACAAAGGUGGGUGCGAAGGGGUUAAUUGUUUAGCUCACUUUCUCACACUUUGAAGGUUUCCCAAAGAUGAAGAGUUGAGGAAGAAGUGGGAAGUAGCUCUCAGAAGGGAAGGGUUUUGCGCCAGUCAGUCGUCCAUGCUCUGCAGUGAGCACUUCAGACGGGAGGACUUUGACACAACAGGUCAAACGGUCAGGAUCAGAGAUGGAGCCAUUCCAUUUGUCUUCAGUUCCCAAGCUCAUCUCAAAAUGCCAGUGGCAACCAGGACAUCCCGGACCUCAAAGAAGGCCCAAGAGAGCCUGUCGGUGUACGGUUCCCAGCCCGUCCAAGAGACUGAACCUCCACCCGUGCCAAUUAUUGAUCACUCCUACGCACUGCCUACAUCCCCCAAUGAUCUAAGGGCCAGACUCACUGAAGCCUUGGCUAGGGUGGAGAGUCUGGAAAGACAGAAAAGGAAUGCACAGGAUCGAGAACGGAGGGCAAAGAACAUGUUGCGUGGUCUUCUGGAGGAUCUGAGGGGGAAGAAACUCAUAAAUGAUGAGCUGAAAUUUGGAUAAAAUGUGAUGAACUUGAGUUUAAAACACUUUCCCGUUUUUGUUA